UAAUUGUUUUUCAGUCUGGACCCUGGCAUCAUGGCGAUUCUUUUGAUAUUGUUUGUUUUUAUGAAUUUGGACCUGUUUGUGAAGACUGGACACUGCACUGAAACACGUGAUCAGGUUCUAUCGAUUACCCCCUACACUCAAGAGCAAGUGGAGGUUCUGAAGAACGUGUCCACCCAAUAUGAAACAGCUUUAUGGCAGCCUGUUUCACCUGUGUACAUUAAGGAGGAGGCUCCGGUCCACCUUUAUGUCCCUGCAAACAGCUCGGAGAGGGUCAGGAAGCUGCUACAGCAACAUGGCAUCACACAUGAGGUUUUGUUAGCCAACGCUGCUGAGCUGAUAGAAAUACAGAUGAGGAACGACUCCAGCGACCCGAGAAGUGGCUCAACUUUCUACCAGAAAUAUCACCCGCUGGAAGAUAUCUAUGACUGGAUCAAUCGGAUCGUACAGGACAACCCCGGCACGGUUAAAGUCGUCCUCGUCGGCUCCUCAUACGAGAAGCGACCCCUGUACGCCCUAAAGGUACUGUCUCUGAAUAACAGGCCGAACAAGAAGGCCAUGUGGAUCGACUGUGGGAUCCACGCCAGAGAGUGGAUCUCUCCCGCUUUCUGCUUAUCGUUCGUGCAUCACUCCUUGUCAUUUUACCAGCAGAACCAGGACAUAACUCACAUUCUGGACCACAUGGACGUCUACGUCCUGCCUGUCCUGAACCCUGACGGAUACAAGCACACCUGGACCAAAAACAGGUUGUGGAGGAAGAACCGUUCUCUCAACAGGAGCGCUAACUGCAUCGGAGUCGACUUGAACAGAAACUUUGACUCAAACUGGUGCACAACGGGAGCCUCUGAUGACCCCUGCUCUGAGAUCUACUGCGGGUCAUUCCCUGAGUCCGAACCCGAGUCCAAGGCUGUGGCUGACUUCCUGCGCCGCCACAAAGACUCGAUUCAUCUCUACAUCAGCAUCCACUCGUACUCCCAGAUGCUGCUCUUUCCGUAUUCCUACACCACGGAGGAAGCAGAAAAUCACAGCGAUCUGCUUGAGAUGGCCAAAGAAGCUGCUGAUAACAUCGGAAAAUAUUACAGAAACCAUUAUUCAUAUGGUCCAGGAGCGCAGACAAUAUACCUGGCUCCUGGUGGUUCUGACGACUGGGCGUACAACCUCGGCAUCAAAUACUCCUUCACGUUUGAGCUCCAGGACCGCGGACGCUACGGCUUCCUGCUGCCCCCGUCUGAGAUCGACCGGGCCUGCAAAGAAGCUUUAACUGCUGUGAAGACCGUCGCCCUGAAGGUCGUCAAGAAAACACAAGCUGGGACAGAUGCUUGGGACGACUGACCUACAGAUUAAUCAUUUUCAGCAACUUAAUCCAGAUUCAUCAUUAAAACAUGUG
Nematolebias whitei (Rio pearlfish) is the source of this 1384-nucleotide messenger RNA. It is a transcript of the gene cpb2, whose product is annotated as carboxypeptidase B2 (plasma). Gene Ontology annotation, biological process: fibrinolysis; proteolysis. Gene Ontology annotation, molecular function: zinc ion binding; metallocarboxypeptidase activity. Bases 31 to 1329 code for a protein of 432 amino acids. Lineage: Eukaryota; Metazoa; Chordata; Actinopteri; Cyprinodontiformes; Rivulidae. The transcript is spliced from 11 exons. The record is from RefSeq and is a predicted model, not a curated record.